This is a messenger RNA of Anneissia japonica, 1243 nucleotides long. Its product is annotated as zinc metalloproteinase nas-13-like. NCBI's taxonomy places the organism in Eukaryota, Metazoa, Echinodermata, Crinoidea, Comatulida, Comatulidae. The record is from RefSeq and is a predicted model, not a curated record. The transcript is spliced from 10 exons. Bases 62 to 1111 code for a protein of 349 amino acids. Gene Ontology annotation, biological process: proteolysis. Gene Ontology annotation, molecular function: zinc ion binding; metalloendopeptidase activity.
GAGAAUAAAGGCAGCUAGUUCUUGGUCACGGUGUUUGGUACACUUAAAAGUGGAGGCCAAGAUGAGCAGGCGCAUUGUGAGCAUGCAGUAUUUGGUGUGUAUUUUGCUGGUUGCCGUGGCGUCAAGUCCGGUACCGGAAUCUAUUAGACCAUUAACCAAAGCUAAAUCCAGUGGACUGUUUUCAACUAUUCUCAAAGCCAACAAACAAGUCGACGACACUGUCCAUCUCUUCGAAGGCGAUAUCGUGCAAACUAUGAGUUUAGAAAACGCACUGAAAGACAACAAUAAGAGAUGGCCUAAUGGCCAAGUUCCAUACGUAAUCAGUUCGCAAUUUGAUACCUACGCAAAGUCUCAAAUUCAGAAGGCUAUCGACAGGUACCACGCUGAGACGUGCAUCAGGUUUGUUAAGAGAGCAAAUGAACAGAAUUACAUCAAUAUUGUUUCUAAAGACGGUUGUUAUUCAGCAGUCGGAGUAUCUGGUGGUGCACAAGAACUUUCUCUUGCUAACGGCUGUUACCAGUACGUAGGCAUUAUUUUGCACGAGAUGAUGCAUGCGGUCGGAUUUUUUCACGAACAAAGCCGAACUGAUCGUGACAGCCACAUCACCAUCAACUGGAAUAAUAUUGAGGAUGGUAUGGCGUACAACUUUGAUAGCUACCCAUCGACCUACAUUGAUGAUCUCGGGACGAAUUAUGAUUACAAUUCCAUCAUGCAUUACGAUCAGUAUGCAUUCUCCAAGAAUGGCAACCCAACAAUUGUGCCAAAGCAAUCCGGGGCAGUUAUCGGAAAUAUUGCGGAUUUCAGUACCAUUGACAUUCAGAAGAUUAACAAAUAUUAUGAAUGCAGUGGAAGAGGGAAUGGAGGAGGGGAUGGUGGAGGAUCGUGCUCAGACAACGACAGCAACUGUCCUUCGUGGGCUGCGAGUGGCUAUUGUAGCAGUAGUAGCAUAUAUUACCAAUUCAUGCAGGCCAACUGUCCUGCAUCUUGUGGACUCUGUUCUUGCACUGACAAAGACCCAGUUUGUUAUAACUGGGCUCUACGUGGAUACUGCGUCCUUCCAGGCUACGAUUUCAUGGAAGAUUAUUGUCCCAAGAGCUGCAACUUAUGCUAGAUGCAUCGCAGCCGUAAUGUAUAUCAAACAUCAAAUAAGCACAACAUAUGGAAAACGAUCCAAUUACGAAUUAAAUUUUAUUUAAUUAUGAUAUUAUAUAGUAUAAUUGUCUGAAUAAAAAAACGUACCCUA